AUGCCACUGCCCUCCUCUGCCCUUCACCCCAAACACCCUGGCUGGGCCCUGGAGGCCCCCACAGAUGCCCAGGGCUCUCUGGAGCCUGCAGUUUGCGCCUUUUCUGACCAGCAGUUUGACUGGUGCCAAGAGCCUGAGGCCAGCCGCAGCCGCAGCAGGCUCAGCCCUGGACACUUUGGCCUAACACUACCAUGCGCAGGAGCCCGGGAUGGCGAGCAGGAGAGUGCCUGGCGGAGUGGCACGUGCAGCCCAGGACUCCCGGCUCCCACUUCCUGCUCUAGUCCAGGGCCAAGGCUUGUGUUCAACCGAGUGAACGGCCGGCGGCCCCCUACCACAUCCCCAUCCACCGAGGCGACCCAGGAGACCUACACGCUGGCCCACGAGGAGAAUGUCCGCUUUGUGUCCGAAGCCUGGCAGCAAGUGGAGCAGCAGCUGGGUGGUGGCCCAGCCGGUGAGAGCAGUCCGAGGCCUGUGCAGUAUGUCGAGAGGACCCCCAACCCCAGACUGCAAAACUUCGUGCCCAUCGACCUGGAUGAGUGGUGGGCACAGCAGUUCCUGGCCAGAAUCACUAACUGCUCCUAGCCGCCGCUUUGGAAGGAACGUCGCCUGCACGGGCCUGGCCCUGCCACAUGGCAGACCCUCUGCUAGGAGAAGACCACGUGUACCCACUGCAGCAGGUGUUUCCCUCUGGGCCAGGCUGGAUGCCAGCCACACCUGAAGUGCCAGCAUUUGGACUUUUGUACCUUCUGACCCCUUGGCCCAGCUGUGCCAGGCUGCCAGGGGCUGAACCUGUCUGACCUCAAUCCUGCUCACUGUGCCUGGGGACCAGCCCCUGGGGCUGGUAUGGCAGAGCUCCAGGUUAAUAAAGUCAAGAAACUGCC
Messenger RNA from Myotis davidii, 881 nucleotides. It is a transcript of the gene MCRIP2, whose product is annotated as family with sequence similarity 195 member A. Lineage: Eukaryota; Metazoa; Chordata; Mammalia; Chiroptera; Vespertilionidae. Bases 1 to 582 code for a protein of 193 amino acids. The transcript has 5 exons. The record is from RefSeq and is a predicted model, not a curated record.